AUGACACCGAAUUCUGAAUUAAUUAAUGAAAAUAACGAUGAAAUCAGUAUUUGUUGCGGACGAAAACACUAUCAAAAACCACCAGACAAUGACUAUAAUAGUAAUGUACAAACGGAGAGAUCAACAUCUGAUACCGUUACGCAUAUUAAUAUUGAGAAAGAACUUUUUCUCUGGUUGAUCAUAGCAGGUCGACGAGAUUUAGCAUUACUAUUAUGGUCUCGGGGCAAAAAUAAAAUUUGUGAAAAAAAUGAUAAUAGUUAUUAUCAAUCGGCCGAUGAAUUUGAAAAUUUAGCUGUACAAACUAUAUUUAGGGAAAUUUGCACCCCAGAUUCAGUUCAAGUACGAUUAUUAUCAGAUGUAGCUGACUCAAAGAAACCUCUUCUUCCGUCUGUCAAUACUGGCCGUUUUAACAAGUGCAAAACUAAAAUCGCUCAAUAUUUUUCCAAUAUUGGUAAAUUUGUACAUGCUCCAUAUAUUAAAUUUCUUUAUAAUUUAUAUUUCCAUGUGAUAUUUUUAUUUCUUUUCUCCUAUUUAAUAUUAUGUGACUUUUUUCCACUCUAUGAUUUUCAAGAAGAUAAAUGUGGAUCAUCUCAAGAUUCAAAAGCUGUUAAAGACUCUGUUACUGGCAAUGAUAAUAAUCCAUCAAUUAUAAAUCAUACAUCAAGUGAUAAUCAAUAUAAUAUUAGUAAAUCAAAGCCAUACGGAUUUCAGCGACGUAAUAAACCGUCUAAUAUUGAAAUUCUACUUGCCAUAUGGGUUUUUACAUUGGUUUGCGAAGAAAUUCGACAGUUAUGGUCAAUUCAAUCACAAUCAAAAAGAAAUCCAAUAAUGACUUAUUUAAAAACCUUCUGGAAUAAAUUAGAUGUUUUAUCUAUAAUAUUAUUUUUCGUUGGUUUUAUACUUCGUUUUAUUCCCGUAGCAGAAUGUUUUUGUGCAGCACGUAUUGCUCUAUCAAUUGAUCUAUCACUUUGGUUUAUACGUUCAUUGGAUAUGUUUGCUUCUAUAAGACGACUUGGACCUAAACUUGUUAUGAUUAGUGAAAUGGUAAAUGAUAUGAAAUUUUUUGUAUUCGUAUUCUUUGUAUUCAUUAUGGCAUUUGGCAUACCAUUUUAUGGAUUAGUACAUGGUGUAAAAGAAUUUUCGUGGCAUAUGCUACGAGAAAUUGGAAGUAUUGCGUAUUGGCAAAUAUUUGGAGAAUUAAAAGCUUUAGAAACAGUCGAAAAUAAUUAUGAAGCAACGGGUUACGCAGCAUCUAUUUUACUAGCAGCCUAUAUGUUUAUUCUUACCAUACUCUUGGUUAAUCUACUUAUUGCUAUGUUCAGCAAUACAUUCGAUCGUCUUCAUGUUAAUACAGAUCGUAUCUGGAAAUUUCAACGAUAUUCAUUAGUGUGUGAAUAUUUAGCACGUCCAGCAUUUCCACCACCUUUUAUUUUCUUUUCUCAUCUUUGGCGAUUGACAUUAUAUAUAUUGGCACGUUGGCGUAAAUCAAAGUUUAUAAAAGCAAAAUAUGCACAAAAUGUAGCUGGAACUGAAUACAAAAUUUCAUUGGAUGAAAAAAAAUCAGCAAAUAUUGAAAUAGUUGAAGAUGCCCUUGGUGAUGAAGUUUAUUUUAAGUUUUUAAAAACACGACGACAAUUGGUUGAUGAUGCUGACCUCGACGAUGAACUACCUCGUAAUCGAACAGCAUUUGUUGAAUUAUUUCUUGACCAUGAUUCUUCAUUAAUGAAUAUAUUUAAUUUUCCGUCUGAACUUCGUGAACUUUAUAUGAAUACUGAUGAAAUGAAAGAAUAUCAUGGUUUAUUAGAAGAGUCCGAUACCCCGCUACGAGUCAUACAUGAAGUAAUCCAACAAUUUGUAGAAGAUCGUUUUGAAAUUACUGAUAUACUGUCUCCAGCAAGUAUGACACCGAAUUCUGAAUUAAUUAAUGAAAACGACGAUGAAAUCAGUAUUUAUUGUGAACGAAAACAUUAUCAAAAACCACCAGACAAUGACUAUAAUAGUAAUGUACAAACGGAGAACCCGUUUAAACGCAGUUUUGACCGUUCAUUGUCUGCCUGGGUAGCUUUAGAAUGGGAUCGUGAGGAUAUAGCUAAAGAUUUUGUGAAAAAUGCUGCAGACUUAAACAUUAAUUUACGUGAAUUAUUCCUAUUGGCACUCAGGCGUAAUCGAACAGCAUUUGUUGAAUUAUUUCUUGACCAUGAUUCUUCAUUAAUGGAUAUAUUUAAUGAGCCGUCUGAACUUCGUGAACUUUAUAUGGAUACUGAUGAAAUGAAAGAAUAUCAUGGCUUAUUAAAAGAGUGCGAUACCCCGCUACGAGUCAUACAUGAAGUAAUCCAACAAUUUGUAGAAGAUCGUUUUGAAAUUACUGAUAUACUGUCUCCAGCAAGUAUGACACCAAAUUCUGAAUUAAUUAAUGAAAAUGACGACGAAGUCAGUACUUGUUGUGGACGAAAGCAAUAUCGAAAACCACCAGACAAUGACUAUAAUAGUAAUGUACAAAUGGAGAGAUCAACAACUGAUACCGUUACGCACAUUAAUGUUGAGAAAGAACUUUUCCUCUGGUCGAUUAUAGCAGGUCGACGAGAUUUAGCAUUACUAUUAUGGUCUCGUGGCAAAAAUAAAAUUUGUGCUGCAUUAAUUGCCAAAUUAAUAUAUCAAAUUCAUGCUCAUAGAAAAAAUGAUAAUAGUUAUUAUCAAUCAGCCGAUGAAUUUGAAAAUUUAGCUAUACAAAUACUUGACAAACUUAAUCAAACAAAUGAUGCACUAUAA
Molecule: messenger RNA, 2769 nt
Organism: Rotaria sp. Silwood2
Lineage: Eukaryota; Metazoa; Rotifera; Eurotatoria; Philodinida; Philodinidae
Source: the annotation of a GenBank genome assembly